AUAUUCUUUAAACCAGUCCUGCGAUUUGAAUCCUUAUAUUUACCGUGACCAACACGAAGAUAAUCGUCACACGAAAUUGCAGAAUGACUCUGAGUACUGGUUUGAAACUCAAUCGGUGGAGAAUGUUUUCGAGCGGUCUAAUCCUACUCGCAGGCCUGAUUAAUUGGAGCAUGGCACAACGACGACACAGCCAUUCUUUUGUGUUGAGGAAUACUCACGAGAAUUCAAAUGAUCUUUCCGAAAAGAACGAGGUCCGACUACGAAGCAUUGGCACCAAUUCUAAUCACAACAUGUCGUUACAUCAAAGGGAUCUUAUCGCUAGAGGUGAUUCGGCCGUUCCAGUUUUUAAUACAUGCAGCACACCUAGCUCCUUCUCACUUACUUUUGAUGAUGGACCAUCGCAAUUCAGUUCAAAAUUAGACGCAACCUUGGCUGAGGCCAAUUUUAAAGCUAGUUAUUUUAUCAACGGAAACAACGUCGGUUGUAUUUAUGACUUUGCCGAUCUCUUGAUCGAAAGGUUUAGAAAAGGGCAUUUGAUUGCGAGCCAUACUUGGUCUCAUGUUCAUCUAAACCAGGGUAGCUACCAGCAAAUUUCUCAACAAUUGGAACUGCUUGAGAACGCCAUGAUUAAAAUCUUGGGAGUAAAACCGCUGUAUUUUAGACCUCCUUUUGGCGAAUACAACGACAUUGUGUUGCAGGUUUUGCAAGACAGAGGCUACAAGGGACUGAUUCUAUGGUCGCAAGACUCGCAAGAUAGCUUAGCCUCACCCCCCAGCUCAUCGGAAAUAAUUGCGAAUUAUCGAUCCUAUCCCGACCAAACUAACGUAUUGAAUCAUGAGACUACCUCCCUCAUGGUCGACGAAGUUAUACCGGGUGUUGUUCCAAUCCUCAAGGAAAAAGGAUUUAAUCUGCUAACGGUCUGGGUUCGAAUCCAAGUGAUUGGUACGUGUCCGUUCAACAACCUGGAUCGAGGGAUGAAUCAUGGACUUGCCAGGGCACUCCAACAUCUGAAAGCUAUGUCUGAGCUUAAGGCAACAUCUUUUAAUUCAUUUUAAUCUGUGUUUUCAUUCUUCAAAUUACCCUAAUUUUACUUAAGUUGCAUGCAAACCUUGAAUGAUGUGGGGGUUCAAACCUGAAUCUUGAAUAGACAAUUUGAAAGAGCAAGGUGGCAGUGGAUCAACCAACAUUUGUCUUUCUUGUCCAAUCAGCUGCAUCUGUCAGUCGACCAUCC
This is a messenger RNA of Puccinia graminis f. sp. tritici CRL 75-36-700-3, 1231 nucleotides long. RefSeq lists its product as uncharacterized. The record is from RefSeq and is a predicted model, not a curated record. NCBI's taxonomy places the organism in Eukaryota, Fungi, Basidiomycota, Pucciniomycetes, Pucciniales, Pucciniaceae. The transcript is spliced from 9 exons. Gene Ontology annotation, biological process: carbohydrate metabolic process. Gene Ontology annotation, molecular function: hydrolase activity, acting on carbon-nitrogen (but not peptide) bonds. The coding region runs from base 84 to 1055 and encodes 323 amino acids.